Macadamia integrifolia is the source of this 1301-nucleotide messenger RNA. Its product is annotated as protein DMR6-LIKE OXYGENASE 1-like. The transcript has 3 exons. The record is from RefSeq and is a predicted model, not a curated record. Gene Ontology annotation, molecular function: dioxygenase activity. NCBI's taxonomy places the organism in Eukaryota, Viridiplantae, Streptophyta, Magnoliopsida, Proteales, Proteaceae. The coding region runs from base 160 to 1215 and encodes 351 amino acids.
AUAGUCAAUAGCCUUAGCAAAAAUCACCUCUUCAAUCUCUCAGAACUAAAUGUCUUACAGAGGUGAUUCAACAGAGCUCACCUAUAAAUCUCUGUGUGCCUGCUUAAGAAUGCACGAAAGAGAGAGACCUCCCAUUUCUGAGCUAAGGUAAUUAGAGACAUGGGUGAAGUUGGUCCAGCUUUCAUCCAACCCAUCGAGCAUCGGCCUAAGCUCAUCACCGGGUUGGAGGCCGGAGGGAUCCCUCUGAUCGAUCUCUCCCUCUUAACCUCUCACUCUUGGGAGGGAUAUUGCAAAGACCAUCCACAGCCCAUAUCGGAUAUGGUGGAGGAGAUGGGAAGUCCAUGCAAGGACUGGGGAUUCUUCCAGGUGAUCAACCAUGGUGUGUCACCCGAUCUGCGCCGGAGGGUUGAGACGGCCGCGAAGGAAUUCUUCGAUUUGCCUCCGGCAGAGAAGAACAAGGUGAGGAGAGACGAGCUGAAUCCAUUGGGUUACUACGACAGCGAACACACCAAGAAUGUGAGGGACUGGAAGGAGGUCUUCGACUUCACUGUUGUUGAUCCAACCGUGAUCCCGCUUACCCAUGAACCCAACGAUCACCGCCUCUGGCAGAUCACCAAUCAGUGGCCUGAUUAUCCUCCUGAUUUAAGGAAUGCCUUUGAGGAAUAUUGUCGAGCAGUUGAGGGGCUAGCAUUUAAACUCUUGGAAACCAUCUCACUGAGCUUAGGCUUGCCUUGCAAACGGUUUAAUGAAUUCUUCAAAGACCAAACCAGCUUUAUCCGUCUCAAUCAUUACCCUCCCUGCCCUUCACCUCAUCUCGCUCUCGGCGUUAGCGGACACAAGGAUGCGGGCGCUCUGACAGUCCUCGCACUGGACGAUGUAGGCGGUCUGGAGGUCAAGCGGGUGAAGCCCAUCCCUGAUUCUUAUAUCAUCAACGUCGGCGACAUUAUUCAGGUGUGGAGCAACGAAAGGUACGAGAGUGUGGAGCAUAGGGUAGUGGUAAACUCAGAGAGGGAGAGGUUUUCGAUCCCAUUCUUCUUCAACCCUUCACACUAUGUGAUGGUAAAGCCUUUAGAGGAAUUGAUGGAUGAGGAGAAGCAAACCGCCAAGUAUAAGGAAUACAACUGGAGAAAGUUCUUUACUACGAAUAAGCUUAGUAAUUUCAAGAAGCUUGAGGUUGAAAACCUCCAGAUUAGUCACUUCAAGAUAUCUGAAUAAAGUAGGAGUUCUAUUAAACAUUCCAAGCAUCAUUACAAGGAGUUGAAGCCAUCUAAUAUCAAAUAAAACGAAGAGGAAUUAUGUAA